Microthlaspi erraticum is the source of this 510-nucleotide messenger RNA. Lineage: Eukaryota; Viridiplantae; Streptophyta; Magnoliopsida; Brassicales; Brassicaceae. The record is from the annotation of a GenBank genome assembly.
AUGGCGGAUGAAUCUCCAAAGUCUAUCUACGACUUCACCGUCAAGGAUAUCGGAGGUAACGAUGUGAGUUUGAGCCAAUUCAAAGGCAAAACUCUCCUGAUUGUCAACGUUGCCUCCAAAUGUGGUCUGACGGAUGCGAACUACAAGGAACUGAAUGCUCUGUACGAUAAAUACAAAGCACAAGGGUUGGAGAUAUUGGCAUUCCCGUGCAACCAAUUCUUGGGACAAGAACCAGGAAACAAUGAAGAGAUUCAACAAACUGUCUGCACCAGGUUCAAAGCUGAAUUCCCCAUCUUUGACAAGGUCGAUGUGAACGGAAAGAACACGGCGCCGUUAUACAAAUACUUGAAAGCAGAGAAAGGAGGUUUGCUCAUUGACGCCAUCAAAUGGAACUUCACAAAGUUCUUGGUUUCUCCUGACGGCAAAGUCUUCCAGAGAUAUUCUCCCAGAACCUCUCCUCUUCAAUUCGAGAAUGACAUUCAAACACUGUUGGGACAGGCUUCUUCUUGA